Molecule: messenger RNA, 1925 nt
Organism: Coccomyxa subellipsoidea C-169
Lineage: Eukaryota; Viridiplantae; Chlorophyta; Trebouxiophyceae; Coccomyxaceae
Product: pyruvate kinase
Exons: 11
Coding region: 48-1574 (508 amino acids)
Biological process (GO): glycolytic process
Cellular component (GO): cytoplasm
Molecular function (GO): potassium ion binding; magnesium ion binding; pyruvate kinase activity
Source: RefSeq, a predicted model, not a curated record
GGACUGCUGAAAUUGUUGCUGCUUGUUGUUUAGAUCAAUCAGUCACAAUGGUGCAAAUGGGCCUUGAUUCGAUUCUCACUGGUGCCCCUGCUGGCAACGCAAAAACAAAGAUCGUAUGUACUCUUGGACCAAAGAGCCGCACUGUUGAGGUUUUGGAGGAGCUUCUGAGGGCAGGGAUGAGCGUGGCGCGCUUCAACUUCUCCCACGGCUCCCACGAUUACCAUCAGGAGACCCUCGACACACUGAGACAGGCCAUGAGAAACACUCGGAUCCUGUGCGCAGUGAUGCUGGACACAAAGGGCCCAGAGAUCAGGACAGGCUUCCUGGUGGAUGAGAAGCCCAUCAAACUGACAGCGGGCAAAGAGAUCACCAUCACAACAGACUACGAGACAAAAGGCAACGAGAACCUCAUUGCCAUGAGCUACAAGAAAUUGCCGGAAGAUGUGCACAAGGGGUCUCAGAUUCUGUGCGCGGAUGGGUCAAUUGUUCUGGAGGUCAUCAGCACAGACGUCAAGGCAGGCACAGUUCGUGCUAAGUGCCUCAAUAAUGCCGUCCUUGGGGAGAGGAAGAAUGUCAACCUGCCAGGAGUGGUGGUGGACCUGCCGACACUGACAGCAAAGGAUGAGGAUGAUCUGGUGCAGUGGGGCCUGCCCAACGACAUCGACUUCAUUGCGGCCUCCUUUGUGCGCAAGGGUUCCGACUUGGACUACAUCAGAAAGGUGCUGGGGCCCAAGGGGCGCACAAUAAAGAUCAUCAGCAAGGUGGAGAACCAGGAGGGCCUGCAGAACUUCAAGGAGAUCCUGGAGAAGAGCGACGCCAUCAUGGUUGCCCGCGGGGACCUGGGCAUGGAGAUCCCCACCGAGAAGAUCUUCCUAGCACAGAAGAUGAUGAUCCAGUCCUGCAACAUGGUGGGCAAGCCAGUCAUCACAGCCACGCAGAUGCUUGAGAGCAUGAUCAAGAACCCGCGGCCCACGCGCGCAGAGGCGACGGACGUCGCCAAUGCAGUGCUGGACGGCACAGACUGCGUCAUGCUGUCCGGCGAGACAGCUGCCGGCAGCUUCCCAGUGCAGGCCGUGCAGGUGAUGCAGAGGAUCUGCAGUGAGAGCGAGGCGUCCCUGGACUACUACAGCCUGUUUAAGGCCAUCAUGAAGCGGACACCCAUCCCCAUGUCUCCCCUCGAGUCGCUGGCCUCGUCUGCCGUGCGGACAGCCCACAAGGUGCAUGCCAGCCUGAUCGUGGUGCUGACGCGAGGGGGCUCCACAGCGCGCCUAGUGGCCAAGUACCGGCCGAGCAUCCCAGUGCUGACAGUGGCGGUCCCCGUGCUCACCACCGACAGCCUCACGUGGACGUGCUCGGGCGAGCAGCCGGCGCGGCAGUGCCUGGUCACGCGCGGCUUGCUGCCGCUGCUGGCAGAGGGCUCGGCGCGCGCCACCGACACUGACACCACCGAUGAGAUCAUCUCGGCUGCUCUGGUUGUGGCAAAGAAGCUCAAGUACUGCCAGAGGGGUGACUCCAUUGUGGCGCUGCACCGCAUCGGGAAUGCAUCCGUUAUCAAAAUUGUAGACAUCAAGUGAUGAGGGUGCAAUUCACGACCAUAGAACCAUCAAGUGACCAGCCCCAGAUUUCCCUUUCCUGUGUGGCAGCAACGUGUGAAGCAGGGUAGCAGCAUCAUAGCAGAAUCACUGGUGUUGUGAACAUGUGAUCAAGAGCGCUUGUCUCCGAGUGAUUUUCAUUAGUUUGCCGGCCGUUGAAUAAGGAGGCGAAAAUCGCCUGAAGCCUUUUGAGAUGCGAUCCGUUGCUGUUCUCCGGUGCUGCACUUCAAGCAUGCAUCAUGCUGUUGGCACCUAGACUGAAGCUGCCGCGGCAGAGAUGCGUAGUGUCAGCAUGCGAUCUGCUAGCAAGAUCUGUACCUUCCUCGCAUCACC